Triplophysa rosa is the source of this 1765-nucleotide messenger RNA. RefSeq names its product ovo-like zinc finger 1a (gene ovol1a). Gene Ontology annotation, molecular function: RNA polymerase II cis-regulatory region sequence-specific DNA binding; DNA-binding transcription factor activity, RNA polymerase II-specific. The coding region runs from base 311 to 1273 and encodes 320 amino acids. Gene Ontology annotation, biological process: epidermal cell differentiation; regulation of transcription by RNA polymerase II. Gene Ontology annotation, cellular component: nucleus. Lineage: Eukaryota; Metazoa; Chordata; Actinopteri; Cypriniformes; Nemacheilidae. The record is from RefSeq and is a predicted model, not a curated record. The transcript is spliced from 4 exons.
GGCUUACUUUAUUGGGCAAAUUUCCAAGGAAUACUUCUCGAACUUAGAAUAGCGGAAGACGGCGGAAGGUGUAAACCGGAGCGGGCAAUAGUGGGAAACUCCACGGAAACCUGUGCAGGUACAAAUGUUAGGAGUGAGAAAGAGUGCACAUACAGUGAAGAAGCGGCUUUGAUUUUUUGAACUUUUAAGGAUACGCAUCUGCAGACAUCAAAAAGGACCUUGCGUUUGAAUUGUAUAUAGGCUAUUGAGCAGUUUUCACAAAAGUACAGUUAAAUUUUGAGAUAGCGUAGAAGGACCUCGCGAUUACACCAUGCCACGAGCUUUUCUAGUGAAAAAAACGAGUAUUUCACCUGGCAAGAAGACCUGGAGUGAUCUGCCAGAUCAUGAACGAGGAGACAUUUAUAUUCCAGCCUCAAUGUCUCCCCUUACUCUCCAAGAGGAGACGGAAGCCAGUCCGGCAGAGGUGGCCCUCUGCCUGUCCAUGCGCAAGGAGCACAGCAUGUAUACAAACAGCAAGAUGUUCACACAUGACCCCUGUGCAGUGGUUCCUGCAGCUGAGCUCCCAUCCUCCACUGUUCUAGGUUCAGAGACAGAACACAUUCGAAGCUCACACAACAAUACAUAUGUCCGCACUAAAAUAAAGGUGACCACAGGUGAGCUUCCCAUAGAGGCCCCACCCUCUGUUCCUGCUAUAACAACAGGUCCACCUGUUUCUAUAGUAACACCUUGCCCCCUGUCUGUCACUAAGUUAUCUUCAGUGCAUGCGGGUGGUGCCACCUAUGUUUGCCAGGUGUGUCAAAAAGUUUUUCAAUUCCAGCGCAUGCUAAAUAGACACCUGAAAUGUCACAGCGAGCAGAAGAGACACUUGUGUAAUUUCUGUGGAAAGGGCUUCAAUGACACCUUCGAUCUCAAGAGACAUGUCCGCACACACACAGGUGUUCGUCCAUAUAAGUGUAAUCUGUGUGAGAAGGCCUUUACCCAGCGCUGCUCUUUGGAGUCCCACAUGAAAAAGAUUCAUGGUGUCACACAGCAGUACGCGUACAAGGAGCGUCGCAACAAGCUGUAUGUUUGUGAAGAAUGCGGCCAUACCGUGCCUACCCAAGAUGCUCUGCUGCGCCACCUUCACAAUGCACAUCCAAACAGUACUCUAUUGCGGGGCAAGGGGGCGCGGAGAAAUUUGGCAGCAGUGAACACUAGCAAAGAAGAGGUGUCUGAACCCAGUUCCCCUCUUUCCUUUAACAGUGAUGAUAAUGUAAGCUCAGGAGGGCAAUAAAGAAAAGGAUGAUAAAACAGGAAUACUUUUUUUACACAUUCUGAUUUAUUGUUUCAUUCAGAGCACAGACGUGAGAGAGGGUGGAAUGAAGUCAUCAAAAUGGGUAUUUUUUAGCUGUUAUGUGUUUGACUGUUUUUAUAACAGUAAACUAAGAUUAGGUUUACAUUUUUGCCUGUGAAAAUACAAAAUGUCUACUGCUUAGUAUGCACUACUUAUACAGUUUACAUAUUAUUAUUAUUAUUUUAUUAAAACGUGUAAUAUUAAACACCACUCAGGAGAGACACAAAUUAAUGUGACAUGAAAUAAAUAUAUGUGUAGCAGCUUUUCAACACUAAAAAAAUAAUACUAUAUGAACUCUGCAGGGGCUGAAAAUGAAAUUUCAGAGAUGUUUUGUGGUCUCUAGGGGAUUUCUUAAAGGGGAUUACAUGUUUUGUUGAUAAUUACUGUGGUCUGUAAUAUAUUCUUGCACACAUUAAAAACAUUUUAAAUUAA